AUGACGAUGCUCGUAAAUCGGGCUAUAGCCGCGGCCGUAACGGGACUGCAGUACCUGCUGCUCUUCGAGGCUGUGCUACUGUCGGCUGUGGUCCUAUACGGGGCACUGUACUGGCUAGUCAUGCCUCUCCGCCUGCACGAUAAGCCCAUCUUCCUGGACUACUCCGACAGAGCAACGACAGGAAGUGCGACGGGCACGGUGGACUUUCUGGCGAGGCACACACAGUGGGACCCGUCCCCUCUCACCAACGUCGAGCGUCUCAACACAAAGGUGCUCAAAGCUGGGCAGCACUACAAAGUCGGUCUGGAGCUGCAGAUGCCUACGUCAUAUAUCAACAGGAGGAUCGGCGUCUUCAUGGUGCACACGACGCUGCUAGACGAGCAGGACAACGAGCUUGCCAGCUCGGCGCGGCCUGCCAUGCUGCCACACACAUCGGCGCUCCGCAAGGGCGUGGGCAUGAUGUUCGCUUGGCCGCUGCAUCUUGCCGGGCUUAGGAGAGAAGAGGAAACCAUAUACGUGGAUUGUAUAGACUACUACGAGGAAAACGCGCUUCACCCGUUGACGAAGGCGAGAGUGACUGUGUCGAGUGGUCGCGUACAGUUCUACAGCUCCUCGAUCAACAUCACUCCGCAGGUUCCAGAGGGAGAGCUCCUCCGCCUCAUCCGUCAGUCGUUUCCGUCAUUCCCGUUUCCUGUCGGCUACCUGUCUCUUGAGUCUUGCUGGACGGAUUCCGCGACUGAUGCCCGCCAACCCUUUUUACAUGCACAGAUUCAGAUCCCUUGUCCCCUCGCGACGAAGAAAUCUAUCGGUGGGGGUGUUUCCGUUGAGUACAGUGACUAA
Ectocarpus siliculosus is the source of this 840-nucleotide messenger RNA. The record is from the annotation of a GenBank genome assembly. NCBI's taxonomy places the organism in Eukaryota, Phaeophyceae, Ectocarpales, Ectocarpaceae.